ACGGAUAAUCUUGACCCUGUUCCAAAAUUCCCUCCUUGUCUUGAGGCCCUGUCCAACACCCAAACUCACCCUUGACGACACAAAUCAGUCUUACUGGCUCGAUGUUUGUGUUUUCUGCUGAACGUCCUGAAUUGACCCCGCCUCCGAGUGGAACAGUUACGAGGAGCCAGGCGGGAAAGGUAACAUCGCGGAAAGCUGUUGCCCGUCAGCCUUCCAGGCAACCUCCGCUUGCAUCGGGUGUGGCCUCGGCCAUUCGCAAGACUUCAACAUCGACGAAACCAGUUCCCUUUACGUUCAGGACUAAUCUUCCUUCGAGAACUGAUAGGUCGACCCCCGGAACGACCCUAUCACCGAAAGCAGCCAAGUCAGCCAAGACCGAGGGACUCCAUGUGGCAAAGGACGGUAAUAUUGACACUUGUGUAGAACCCGCGGAAGCAAUCGACGAGCCCAUUUAUGACCUUGACACAGUGAAAGCUGCAAAAGUGGAGUUGAAGCAUCUCCAGAGUCUGACAGUAGACACGUCAGACCUCAGUAAGGACCACGAACUACAGACCGCGCCUCUCAUCACGAGAGAAGCGUAUAUCACUGCUAGAUACAAGAAACAUUCCACACAAUAUGGAGUGAUGGGUCAGGUGUUGUCAAUACAUUCGAAAUCAAGUGCCUACGUCCCUGUAGAUCCUAGACUCUAUGUCAACACGAAUACACCAUUCACUGCUGUAGUGUGUGGAGUACAAGGCUCGGGAAAAUCACAUACGGUUUCGGUCCUCCUCGAAAACAUGCUCAUUCCAAAACUCCAGGAAAUAGGCUCCCUGCAGCAGCCUCUAGCAGGACUCGUUCUCCACUUUGGGGAAGGUGGUAUCUGUUCCCUUCCGAGUGAGGCUGCAUGGGUAGGCGCCCCGUCAACGGAGGGUGUAAGGACGCCGAAAGUGCGAGUUUUCGUGUCAAAGUCUUCCCUCAAUACUAUGAAGGGUGUUUACGCUCCUCUCGGAAAGAACGUCGAAGUAAUUCCCUUACUAUUCAACGAGACAGAGUUGGAUGCACAAGCUUUUCUAUCCAUGAUGGCUGUUGGGUCGUCAGAUUCAGCGCCACUUUACAUCCAGAUUGUUCUCAGCAUUCUCCGAGAUUUGGGAGAGAGAUUCUCGUACAACCUAUUCAUGGAGCGACUUGACGAAGAGAAGAGAACGUUCAACCCCGCGCAAAUUGCUGGUCUUGAGCAGCGUCUGACUCUCCUGAACUCGUUCAUGGAGUCUAAUCGUCCACAGCCAGCCACUUUUGGUUCAAGGACAUACGCCAAUAUCAGUGGGCCUAGAUCAAAUGUUAUUGCUCGAAAAUCGACCUCGCGUCGUUUCGCUGCGGGACAAUUGACCAUUGUUGAUUUAUCGGAUCCAUUCAUUGACCCAGGCUCUGCGUGCGGUUUAUUCGAGAUCGUCACGAGGCUAUUUGUGAGGGCUGAGGUUGAGACUGGAAAGGUUCUUGUCGUCGAUGAGGCCCACAAGUACUUGUCCACAAACAGAGGUGUUUCAGGGCUAACCAAGGCCCUUUUGACCCUCACGAGAGAGCAGAGGCAUUUAGGGAUGCGUGUCAUCAUUUCUACCCAAGAGCCAACUGUUGUGCCACCCGUUCUGUUAGACUUGUGUACCGUCGCUAUCAUGCAUCGAUUUUCUUCUCCGGCGUGGUGGGACCACCUCGCACGGCACAUCUCUGCUGACGUAUCUGUCGAUGCAGCAUUUGACACGAUUGUUGAGCUCCAGACUGGCCAGGCGAUUGUUCUUGCGCCAUCAGGGCUUGGCGUGUUUCCCCAGGAUGCAGAAAUUCCUGGUCGAAGGAGAGCUGAAGGAGAUACCCCGACUGUCUUGAAGAUGAGCCAAUUUGGAAGACGUUACCUGAUCAUGAAGACACGCGCUCGCGUCACGAAAGACGGAGGCACAUCGGUUCUUGUUGUUCCUCGUCAAGAAGAGAGCGAGGAGUCUGAGAGCGAAGAGGAAGCAUCUAAUUACGAAUAGACACAAUGCUGAUUCCCAUAAAUACUUACUUGAUAUAUAACCUAGUUCAUAAAAGC
Suillus subaureus is the source of this 2059-nucleotide messenger RNA. RefSeq lists its product as uncharacterized. The record is from RefSeq and is a predicted model, not a curated record. The transcript is spliced from 13 exons. Bases 102 to 2003 code for a protein of 633 amino acids. NCBI's taxonomy places the organism in Eukaryota, Fungi, Basidiomycota, Agaricomycetes, Boletales, Suillaceae.